Messenger RNA from Euleptes europaea (tarantolino), 1118 nucleotides. It is a transcript of the gene ID4, whose product is annotated as inhibitor of DNA binding 4. Gene Ontology annotation, biological process: circadian regulation of gene expression; negative regulation of transcription by RNA polymerase II; cell differentiation. Gene Ontology annotation, molecular function: transcription regulator activity; protein dimerization activity. The coding region runs from base 1 to 444 and encodes 147 amino acids. The record is from RefSeq and is a predicted model, not a curated record. Gene Ontology annotation, cellular component: cytoplasm; nucleus. The transcript is spliced from 3 exons. Lineage: Eukaryota; Metazoa; Chordata; Lepidosauria; Squamata; Sphaerodactylidae.
AUGAAAGCGGUGAGUCCCGCCCGGCCCCCGGGCAGGAAGGCUGCGCCCGGAGGCUGCUGCUGCGGCGGGGGAGGCGAGCUGGCGCUGCGCUGCCUGGCCGAGCACGGCUGCUCCAAGGGCGGCGGCGAGCCGGCGGCGCCUCUGUGCCUCCAGUGCGACAUGAACGACUGCUACAGCCGCCUGCGCAAGCUGGUGCCCACCAUCCCGCCCAACAAGCGGGUCAGCAAAGUGGAGAUCCUGCAGCACGUCAUCGACUACAUCCUCGACCUGCAGCUGGCCCUCGAGACCCACCCGGCCCUCCUCCGGCCCCAGCAGCAGCAGCAGCAGCACCCGCCGCCGCCCCCGCUCCACCCGCCCGGGCCGCCCCGGACCCCGCUCACCGCCCUCAACGCCGAGCCGGCUGCUGCUGUUAAUAAGCAAGGGGACAGUAUUCUGUGCCGCUGAACUGCACUUUCAAGGUGUGCGGCAGGCAGAUCCUGAGCCAGAGAAGCAGAAAGGAAAGACACAUUAGAAAGGGAGGGGGGGAAAGAAAGAAAGAAAUGUCAGCCACUGGGCAAAAGGAAAAAAAAAAAUCAUUCGACUUCUCCAGAGUUCUUUCCAUACUUCUUUUAGUGAGAGAGAGAGAAUUUGUCACGACUUUGCACGUUCAUAGCAUUUUACACACGUGUCUUUAUUUUGUUUGUUUGUUUGGAAAUCAGAUGUGAAUUGUAUACUUGUCUUGGAGGGACGGGAUUUAAAUCUUCAGCAUAAGUAUGGCUCUUCUGUUGGACAGAAGAUCAAGGGGAAAUGGGGAGUUUUAGAAGUCUAACUUUAAUGGGCUGAACAGCUGAAAUUUGAAGCUUUACUAAUCUACCAGAGGCAUUGUAGAUAACUUUUGGGUUUUGACAUCUAUUGUUUAAAAUAGAUGGUUUUAUUGUUUCCUUUGGGGACUUUCUGCUCCCUGCAGGAAUGUUACAUAUUGUAUAGAAUACAAAAAAGGUGACAUUUCAUACUAUGUAUAUAGAGAGGUUCUAUAAGUGUGAGAAAAGUAUAUGCUUUAAUAGACUACUGUAAUUAUAAAAUAUUUUUAAUUAAAUAUUUUUUGUAAAUAUUAUAAAGCUGUGUAUGUUUUUUUUAAA